CUUGCGCACUUCGGCUCCCCAUUUUAUUUCGAUUUCAAUUUAUGUAAAGUUGUGGGGGAAGGUUAAAUGGCGUCUUAUUUUGCUACCUACGCUAUUUAUGUGCUGUAUUUUUAGAUAGUUUCUCAUAUCUGCAAUGAGUUGCGAGAUAUUUCUAAAUUUUUUUUUAUCUCGAAGGCGUAGUGGCUUGAUUUGUAUUUUGUACCAUUUGGGAGCGUAUGGUGAGGGCUGAGGGUUUGUUUAUUUUGAAAUACCACCCCCCACCUAUCUGCAUUAUUACCCUUUUAAUAAAUUGGAACGGUCGACAAGCUACCUACUUAUCGCACUUUGUGGCGAGUUAUCGUUGAUUAUCACUGGUCCAAAUUCUCAGAUAAGUAUGCUUAAACAAGGUAAAUGGCGUAAACAAGCUUUUUUAAGUUGCAUCAGUUGAAAACUUGUGCAUAACCAAUGGUUUAAAAAACGUGCUUCGUUCGGUAGGAUCAUGUGGGGGGGGUCACAUACAAUAUGUAUUGACAAGAUAAGAUGGAGAGCACGAUGUCUGCGAGCAUAUUUUCGCAUCUGUACCGCAAAUAUGCCGCACAGUCGCCGCGAUUGUUAUUGUACAAAAACCGUGAUGUUGCAGUCAGAAAGAAAUUAAGUGGUAAUCGCUAAUAUGCAGACGGCCUUUUACUCGUACUUUGCAAAUAUGCGACCUUGAUAUCAGUGCAUGCCGAACACUGUUGCCAGGCUCGAUGGAAAGUAAUUUUGAUUACCGCGUCGAAUACCUUUACAAUUCGGUCUUGCACAAAAAUAGGUAAUGGCAUUUUACAUACAUUGUCCACAGUUGCGGCGACCGACGUCGACGGUACAAAUUCAUUACAGGUGCGGCCGAAACUAAACAAAUUUACCUAAUUUUGCAAGGCAGCACACCUGGGAAGAGUUCACUAGUACAUUAAAUAUUUAUUGUGCAUUUAUUUUUCAAUCGGUCACCUGUCUGUAGGACGCUCUCAUUCUAAAAUCAAUCAAUAAAGUUACGGCCUUGGACAAGUUCAUGUGAAAACAUCACGUUUUCAAUCCCUUUCUACGGAGCGAAGUAAAGAAGUUGGUAGUUUUCAUUUUGUGUUUUAUACCUACCCCAGAUCUACAAUGUUGGAUAUUCGCAAAUUUCCCUUUCACCUUAAUUGUCUAUUUAGGUACAAUGUGGCAGGGAAGAAGCGUGCAUGUGUACUUAUGUGGAAUGUAAUGUAAUAAACGAUAAAUAAUUGUUUGUUAUCAUUAUUUUUUGCUUUUGCCGUUUCUCUGAUGUUUACGAAAAUUAGACAGAGUUGGACGCAAGGGCCACGGAAUCGUGCGUGGAGUUUUCUUUUUCUGGAACGAUUCCGAUAUAUUGGGAAAAAAACAAUCCCAAAAAUGUACGGGCGAAAAGGUAACCAAUGUAGCGAAAACGUGCAGGUAGAUACUUCCAGAAAUCACCGGUCUGAGCGUAAGUUCACGGAAAUCUCUAGCUUUUUCCUGGGAAUUUAACUGAUUUCGCGGAAUUCACUGCUAUGCGGAUUUUUUAAUUUCUGGAAAAUCAUUUGAUAUUUUCUCGCUCGUAUCGUAUCAUCUGUACUGUACAUACGUACAAAUGUACAUACAAUUUAAACCCGCAUUGUGGUGUUGCAAGUUAAACGCUGUGGUUUAGGUAAGUAAUGUAUUUGCAGAUAUUCCGAAGCGUGUCCUAACUACAGUGGCGACAACAGGGUAUCUCGUUUUUGAUUGGUCGUUGGUUCCCGUCGCCAUAUUGGAGCUAAAUUCCAAACUGGCCAAUAGAAAGCCUCCAAAACGACGGGGUGCACGCCGUGCUAUAUUUAUUAUUUAUACUGUUUUGACAGUGUCACCUGUGAUUGUCACGGCUUCACGUUACUAGUUUACACUUCUUGUAUUUGCUUUAUUUUACGUUUUCCGUCUCCAGUUUUAUAUAAACUCGAUUUUUAAAAACUUAUAUAGCCGAGCAUAUAGCUUGGAUAUACGAUAUUGUAAGGUAUGUAAUUCGCUUGAAGUGUUUUUAGAAAUGUAAAACUGUGCCUAACCUUACGACUGGUAAUUGUUGUAAAAAAAGUUUUCAGAAGCCUAAUGACUGAGUUUAGAUAGAGAAGCAGCUUAUCCGAAAUUUAGCAGCGAAUUCAAUUAUGGUUAUGGAUAACGUAAUUGUAAUCAUAAAUACGCUUGAAUUGGUUUAAUAGACACUUAGGACAAGCACUGUGUAAACGUGUGCGUAUUACGUAAACGUUACUUUGUCACGGAUACGUAUACGUAUGCUGUGAGUUAAGGUUGCUUUAGUUAGGACUGUGUUUUUCUAAGGUAGCGUAUCUGACGUUUAGAAUAUUCGGUUACUCUGAUGUCAACAUUUUUAAGAAUCGAAAAUGGGUAAAUUUAAAGACGCUGCUUGGAAAAAGUUAUGUUUAGCUGGAGUAAUAACAACUGAAGACUAUUGGAAAAUAUGUAAAAAACGAACAUUGCACUAUAGCAGAAUUUGCUCCUACAGUCGAAAAAAAUUUGAUUUAUCAAAAUAUUCAGAUGACGAUGCAAAAAAUUUGUUUCGAUUUACACAUUUUCAAAUUUAUACACUGGUAAAUUUACUGCGGAUCCCACAAAAUUUCACUGUUCAUAGAAGUCGAUGUACUGGAAUAGAAGGCUUAUGUAUAUUACUUCGCCGCUUAAGCUAUCCAAAUAGAUUAUGUGAUCUUGUGAACAUCUUUCAUAGAGAUCCGUCUACAAUUUCACGAAUUUUCAAUUACAUGGUAAAAUUUGUUUAUUUUAGAAACAAACACCGUGUUCAGUCCUUAAAUCAAUGCUGGAUACUUAAUAGAUUGGAAGAAUUUGCGCAGUGUUGCGUAGCAGCUGGGUCAAUGUAUCCAAACAUUAUUGGAUUUAUUGAUGGCACUGCGAGAGCCAUAUGCAGGCCAAAAUACAAACAGAGAGAUUUCUAUAGUGGCUACAAAAAGCAACAUAUGCUGAAGUACCAAAGCAUUGUAUUUCCCAAUGGGUUAAUUGGUAGGCUUGAUGGCCCAUUUAUUGGAAGAAGACAUGAUGCAGCUAUUCUUAAUUUAAGUGAUAUAAGGCUAGAAAUGGCAAAUGUAUUCUCUACACCUACCACAAACUAUGCCUUGUACGGUGACCCUGGUUAUUCCAAUUCCCAGUACAUUAAAGUUGGCUAUAAAAAUCAUCACAGUCUCACUGAAAGGCAGAAAUUAUUCAACAAAACUAUGUCUGCUUUACGUGUGAGUGUUGAAUAUGGUUUUGGGAAAAUUGUGCAGUUAUUUGCCUUUGUGGACUUCAAAAAAAAUCAGAAAGUUUAUUUACAACACUUAAAAUUUCAAUAUUAUGUAGCAGCGUUUUUAGUAAAUUGUUAUAUUUGCAUGAGUGGAUGUCAAAUCUCAGAUUAUUUUGCUUGUUUACCACCUAGUAUCCAAGAAUAUUUACAAUAA
Molecule: messenger RNA, 3446 nt
Organism: Photinus pyralis (common eastern firefly)
Lineage: Eukaryota; Metazoa; Arthropoda; Insecta; Coleoptera; Lampyridae
Exons: 5
Coding region: 2382-3446 (354 amino acids)
Source: RefSeq, a predicted model, not a curated record